AUGGGCUUCUUCAACAGGUCCAAGUCGCCGCACCCGGCCGGCCCCUCGACCAGACGCCAAAAGCGCGUCCACGAUCCGCUACCAAUGUCGAGGCGACCGACUUUCGGUCAGUGGCUCAAGUGCACCUGGCUGGACAUUCUUACCAUGAUCUGCAUGGGUGCUGUUGGCCUUGGUGUCUACGAAGCCAAGCCUGCCCCCUCGAGAUCAUUCCCCGUUACAUUUUCCGACGGCGAGAUUGUCUUUCCCGAAUUCGGAUAUCCUCUUCGCGAUGAGAUUAUCCCCAUUUGGCUCGCCGCCUUCCUUGCCAGCAUCAUCCCCAUCUUCAUCAUUCUUGUGAUGCAGAUCCGCAUUCGAUCUUUUUGGGACGUCAACAACGCUGUUAUCGGUCUUCUAUACUCUCUCAUCUGCGCCGCCGUCUUCCAGGUCUUUGUCAAGUGGCUCAUCGGCGGCCUGCGACCUCAUUUCCUCGACGUGUGCAAGCCGGAUCUGUCACGCGCAACCAACCAGGGUUACAAUGAGAAGGGCUUCCUUAAGCUUUACUACACGCGAGAGAUUUGCACUGGCGACCCUGACCAGAUCGAUGAUAGUCUCGAGUCGAUGCCUAGUGGCCACACCACUGCCGCCUUUGCUGGCUUCGUCUAUCUGUACCUGUACCUGAACGCGAAGCUCAAGGUCUUUUCCAACUACCACCCUUCCAUGUGGAAGCUCAUCGCCAUCUACGCUCCCAUUCUCGGUGCCUGCCUCAUCGGUGGAGCCCUCACCAUUGACGAGUUCCACAACUGGUACGAUGUUUUCGCAGGUGCCGUCAUUGGCACUGUCAUGGCUUUCUCAGCAUACCGCAUGACUUAUGCCGCUGUCUGGGACUGGAGAUACAACCACAUCCCCCUCAACCGUGGUGCUCCUUUUAUGUACGCUGACGGCCGAGCUGAGUUGAUCGAUGCGGUCUUCACGCACAGGGCUGGCUGGGGAGCCCAUGGCGGAAGUGCUGUUGGACAUGGAUACAAGGGCGAUGGAGGAGAGGGCAUGCAUGGAAAUGGUUAUCAUCACUCGUCCCACAUUCCUCGACGGCCUGUUGGCAAUGGUGCGAGGGCUGAGGAUAUGGUGUGA
Messenger RNA from Fusarium keratoplasticum, 1107 nucleotides. Its product is annotated as AcidPPc domain-containing protein. The transcript has 2 exons. The coding region runs from base 1 to 1107 and encodes 368 amino acids. Gene Ontology annotation, molecular function: phosphatidate phosphatase activity. NCBI's taxonomy places the organism in Eukaryota, Fungi, Ascomycota, Sordariomycetes, Hypocreales, Nectriaceae. Gene Ontology annotation, biological process: phospholipid metabolic process. The record is from RefSeq and is a predicted model, not a curated record.